Armigeres subalbatus is the source of this 6463-nucleotide messenger RNA. Its product is annotated as A disintegrin and metalloproteinase with thrombospondin motifs like. Gene Ontology annotation, molecular function: metalloendopeptidase activity. The transcript is spliced from 14 exons. The record is from RefSeq and is a predicted model, not a curated record. Bases 1974 to 4313 code for a protein of 779 amino acids. Lineage: Eukaryota; Metazoa; Arthropoda; Insecta; Diptera; Culicidae. Gene Ontology annotation, biological process: proteolysis.
GUAGGACCUUUUUUUUUGCGCGCGGCCAAGAAGCAAAGGUGUCUCCGCUCGGGUUCAGAUUUUUUCGGAUUAGUUAGCGUUUAACCGUCACACCGAUAACAAGCUCCGAGGUUCUGGUUCUUGAAGUGGCAGCGUGGCAGCAGUACUGUUGCAACAGUCUGCAGCGAAGUAGAAGUUCUUUUGAUUGAUGUGAUUGGUGUUCGGUGUGCAUGUUCGUGCAGUUGUUCGAUUAGAGUUGAUCGGAGUUUGGAACAGUUGGGCGAGCAGUUGGUUUGUUUUGCUUCUGCGAGUUGAGUGAAGCGUGACUUCGAACGCGAUCGAGGUCCGUCGAGUUCUGGGGACUGUGGAUAGUGAGGCAAUAGCGUGCGGUAACCCCGGUGGGAGAAAGUGAAUCGAUUUUCCUCUCGACGGAGCUUCUCGAUAAAUAAAACUAAGUGAGUGUGUAUCUUUUACCUUUUGCUUGAAGUCGAGGAUAGGCUCUAAAACUCAUCAACGCGGAUCGCUACGAGUGGCACCUUUUGCCUCUCGAGCGUGGGCCUCCGGCCAGCAACGUACGCUUGCAAUACGGUUUACAAUUAAAAGUGAAGUUGAGCACUUUUUCUUCGCGGUCAGUGAAGGCAAAAUGAAAUAGUAAUAACAAUAAUAACAGACAGCUGAGCCGUACGGGCGGACGUGAAGUCGUGCUAUUUUUUUUUUGCAGUGCGCUCAACGACCACAGACAGACCAUACAACGGACGGACGAACGAUUGGACCGACAAAACGGGCAGGUUCCAGUAAAACCAGCUAAGGCCGCCGUUUUGUGAAACAAGUUACUCAUUGCCCGCAUGGUGGCUUUAGUAAUCUACACUUGCCUCUAGAUAAACUAACCAACAUCAACAAACACUCUAGAAACUGCCCGAAUUGCAGAAAUUUCACCCUCUAUUCGUAGAUAAACUCAAUAUGAAAAGAUAGUUGUGAAGAAGAUUUCAUCUUCGGCAUCGCGGACUCAUUUGAUCGUUAUUCAACCGAAUUACACGACUUGGGCAGGGGAAUCUCCACUCAGGUGAAGUUGUGACCAACGGAAAAAAAAUCAGUGAAGUGAAUCAAUUAAAACCCGAACUAAGUUUCAUCCCAUUCGGGAGGCCUUAUGAGGCUGCAUCCGCCACCGUUCCGUUUGGUAUCGUGUCAGUUGGUGGUCCACUGAAGAUCGUGCAUCUUGCAUUCUAUUUGGCGCGCGGGUGCGAUCGCCUUGUUUCGGCUUUUAUGUAAUUCGUGAAUUUGUGUGCCGUGCAUUCGCCGAGUGCAGAAGCGUCCGAGACAGUGAAUAGCCAAGACGCCCGCAAAGAAGAGGACCCAAGACAGUAACAAAGAAAUUGACGCCGAAACGUCAGAGAGGGAAGAUAGUGGGCACAGGCGAGCGCGCACGCGAAAUGAGAAGCAUUUAAUUAGUGGAAAAUUAGAUAAAUAAAAUUUUUGAAUUGCCUCUACAGCCACAAACUCGGCGUGAAAGAAAACACAAAUAGGUAAGGGAAAUUAGGCAUGCACAGAGAGUGAGAGUUGAAGAGGAAUAAUAACUGUAUUAAGUGAAAACGCAAGGAUUGUCCGAUCGAUUGGGUUAGGGACCUUUAGCACGAGAAGCGAGAUAGAGAAUCCGUGUUGAAGUGAUUAUCAAUUGGAAAAAAAAGUUCGUGUGCCCCAUAGUGUGUGAGUGUUGUUUGAGCAAAGAAGGCAUUAAAAACCGAAAGUGAUUGAGAAGACCCCGGAUGAUUGUGAUGAUGAUGCUGAUGGAAUAACGGAGAAGGUUGGAAGCAAUCUGAGUGAAGACGACGCAACGGUGAAAGGAAGGUUGUGGUGAUUCUGAGGGAAGAUUUUAAUGUACAAGGCAGACGAGACGUAGAGAUCGAAGGAAAGCGAAACCCGCCACACGUGAUUGAUUGAGCCCCCAAUGAACAUCGUGCUGCGGAGCGAUUAAAAGAAAUACCCACCCCGCCAAGAUGACGCGACUUGGCCUGUAUGUAGCCGCGUCAUGGACGAUAUUUUGUACCUACAGCGUUGCUAUGCCCGACAUCCACCGGCAGAUGAGCGCCACUCAGCUGCAGGAGGUGUUCCACGUGGACCACCCGGACUCGGUUCCGCACUACGAACUGAUUCAGCUAACGCACCACACCAACCAGCCUUCGUUUCACUACCGCCGCAAAAGAAGCAUAGAGACAGCACCGGGUUCGAAAGGAGCCGACAGCGGAGGUGGCGGCAACAGUCUACUCCCCGGUGGCGGAAACCACCACGUGAAGAAAGAUCUGAGCAAAGUGAAGUUUAGUGAGAAAGCAAGUGAGAGCCAAGUGCCGGCCAAGAAGGGCUUCGUCGUGAAGGAAGAAGCACCGACUUCGACGGCGACGGCUCCAACGCCCGAGCAGGAGCAAAUCCUGCCGGAAAUGCAACCUCAACAAAAGACGCCACAACAGGCAAACAGUGCAGGGGGUGCGAAUGAAAGUGAAAGUGAUAGCUAUAGUAAAAUUAGUGGAACCAGCAUACGGGACAUCAGUCAGCAUCGAGUGUCAUUCAGUGCUUUCGGUGAGAGCCUGAACCUAACGCUGGACAAAACCGAGGGGCUGUUCCGCGAUGGUCCGCACGCGUUGCGCAUGUGGAACGUGCGGGUCGAUCCGAACGCGACGCAGGGUCUCGUGUACGAGGAGAUACACGAAGAGAAUCCAACCGCAGAAGACUCGUUUGGUAAUAUUUACCAAGACCAGCAGAACAUGGCUGCCGUUCUGAUGCGAAAGCAUCUGGAAAGCGGCGACCUGAUGAUGGAGGGUAGUAUAGGACAUGAACUUGUGAUAAAACCAGUGCCAACCGACAUCUCCCGGGCGGAGGACGGUAGUGUUCAUCAUGUUAUUUUUAAGCGAACCGUGUCAGAGGAACACAACGAUCAUGCUAGUGAUUAUGCAUUCAUGGAACCGGACCGGCUGCAGAAGCGAUUUCGCUCCAAGCGUCAGGCUUAUUACAAAUCAUCGCGGGCGAUCGAUACGACCAUCUAUCCGGAAAUCCUUGUCAUAGUGGACUACGACGGCUACCGGUUACACGGCGGCGACAACGUCCAGGUCAAGCGGUACUUUGUGUCGUUCUGGAACGGCGUAGAUCUGCGCUAUCGGUUGCUGAAGGGGCCGAGGAUUCGCAUCAGCAUCGCCGGAAUCAUCAUCUCGAGGGGUCGCGACGCCACUCCGUACCUGGAGCGGAAUCGCGUGGGACGUGAUGCGAUCGAUUCGGCCGCUGCCCUCACCGAUAUGGGCAAGUAUCUGUUCCGAGAGCGAAGACUGCCGGUGUACGACAUUGCCGUUGCCAUCACGAAGUAUGAUAUGUGCCGAAGAAGGAAAGGCGGUCGUUGUACGAAAGGCACAGCUGGAUUCGCAUACGUCGGAGGGGCCUGCGUCGUGAACAAGCGACUGGAGAAGGUCAACAGCGUGGCCAUCAUCGAGGACACCGGCGGCUUCAGCGGUAUCAUUGUGGCGGCCCACGAAGUUGGUCAUCUACUGGGAGCCGUUCACGAUGGGUCUCCCCCACCCAGCUAUCUGGGAGGACCGGGCGCGGAGAAGUGCCGCUGGGAGGACGGCUACAUCAUGUCCGAUCUGCGGCACACCGAGCGGGGCUUCCGGUGGUCACCGUGCAGUGUUCAAAGUUUCCAUCAUUUCCUCAAUGGUGACACCGCCAGUUGCCUGCACAAUCCUCCUCACGAGGACGAAGCCCUGGGGCGAACCCUGCCCGGAACGCUCCUCUCGUUGGACGCCCAGUGCCGGCGGGACCGGGGGACAUCCGCGUGCUUCAAGGACGAACGCGUCUGCGCUCAGCUGUUCUGCUUCGACUCGGCCAGCGGGUACUGCGUGGCGUACCGACCGGCCGCCGAGGGAUCCACCUGCGGUGAUGGACAACACUGCUUGGAUGGUAGAUGCGUUGCCGAACAUGAAAACAUAAUUCCUGACUAUUCACAGCACACACCGUCGUACGCGCGGUUCAACCAACAACCAGUCAAAUAUAACUACGACGACAAGUCAGGUCAGCAGGAAGAGUAUUAUGAACCAUCAAGUAGCACGUCGUCCACAACAACAACCACCACCACCACAACGACAACCACCACCACCACCACAACACCACCACCACCGCCGCCACCGACAUCGACGAGGAAUUAUUACCAAUAUUUCAACCACAAGUCCACGAGUACAUAUCAUAUGGAUGAUGAGGACAGACGAUACAAGAAUUUCAUGAAUGCCAUCAAACGAAAGCGAUUACAACACCUAAAGGAGCAACUGCAGCAGCAGGAAAUCGUCAGCAAUCAACAGUAGCAAUACUAAAUAGUUAGGAUAGUUUAGAUCCCCAGACACCAAUAGAAUUCUGUUUUUUCUUCUGCACCAUAAAAAAAAAGACCGGCAGCGCAUCAUUACCAUAGUAACUGUGUGCAAAACGCAACCACCAUUAGAGAACCAGCAUGGUUACAGCAGGCCAUGAAUUAAGAUGCCUUGCUACAACUCCAAUAACUUGGAAACACUUUAGCAACGUGGUUUGCAGUCAGCAAGUCUCAGCAUUUCCCACCUUCGCCCGAAAAUGUAAAUUGAAACAACUUGUUUUGUAUUUUCUUCUUCUAUGAAGAGAGUGACAGCAAAACGUUCAGAAACUAUCGUCCGAAUACAGUCGGAAGCGUCGUAUAUCUCCCACUGCUAUCCACACAAAGCCCACAGUGAAAGCGCGCAAAAACAGAAUCACACCAAGCACAAUGCACUAAAUUAUGCAGUAAGCAGAAUCUACAUUCAAAAUACAAUUGUGAUAUAAAAUUGUGCAAAUAGGCGAAAGAAACUAUUUACUUCUACCGAAGAGUCGUUUCUAUUUUUUAUAGUUUAUAAGUAAAGUGAUACAGUUUUUAAGAAAUUGUAGUCACAUUUCAUUGUAGAUUUAAGAAUCGAGAAAAAGAGAGUGAGAGAAGAUGUGUUCAAUACAUUCGAUUUAAUCGAUAUAUUGACAAUCCUAGCUAAACAUUUCCACAUUGUAACAUCGUAACGAAACGAGUCACAGGAAGUGUGACAAAAUAAUAAUAUUUGAGCCAACUAGCCACCGCCGAAAGAUGAGUUAUUAAAUAUGUAACUAAUAUCUGUGAUUUCUAAAUUUCAAGAACAAUGACAGAUUAUUAUUCAACAGUGUUGUGUUAUAUGUUGGAAACAAGAAUUGCUCCGAACUCAUCUUCCCGCGGUUGCCAGAAACCUGAGAGUGUCAUUAAAUUGAACCAAACCCUAAAACAACUUUUACGGACAUCGUGCUCUAAAGGGCAAGGUGCCAUCGUAGCAAGCAUUGCCAUAAUUUGUAAACCGAAUUCCACGAUUAAAAGUCUAUCACUUCUCACUAUGGCCUACUGUGAUUUAACAUCGAACAUAAGCAAACGAACGAAGAGCCCCCAUCUUAGCCCAAAACAACCCCCUUGACAGAUCUCAUCGCUGAAAGUGAUCGUCGCCUGGCCUCAAUGUAGGCAACCCACAAUGCACCGACACAUCACGGUCACCUUAACAAGUUUUGUUAUUACAGCGUUGGACACCACCGAUCGAAUUCGAAAGGCACUUGGCCGAAGAGUCAAUUUGUCAACGGAAAACUGCCCACAAUGUUGAUUUCGGUAUUAUUUUGUUGUACAAAAAGUACGAAUCGUUAAAGUAUACUAAUGCAACUGUUGAACUGCCCGCCAAACGAACACGAACACAAAACAUAAAAAUGACAAAAACUUCAAGAACCCAAUCGUUAACUCGUAAAACCUUGUUAUUUCUUUUGUUCUUAAAAACAAACUACUGAAACAACAAAAAAACAAAUCUUGUAAAUAUGUAACAAUUGUAAGUGAUCAUAAUUUUAAACAAACAAAACGAUUCGUCCAUUAUGCUAAGGAACUAGAAGAAAAAAUCGAAAACAACGAAAAAGUCUGCACUGAAACAAGAAAUUAGGAACAGAGGUUUAAAAAAACAAUCCCAUGUUGAUGCAUGUGGCUCCUGCAACAGAGAGAAAGAAAACUAACACAUUUGUUGCUCUUAAGGUGAAGAUGCGUAUUUUUGUUAAUCUUGAAGACGGUAACAGUCACACAUAUACACAAGACACUACAGACCCCUUCGCCCCCCCACUAUUCUCUAGGUAGAUAUCUUUAAUUUAUCACUUUUAAGCGCUGUUAGUUGUUAGACGGAGGGAUAAAAAAAUAUAUACAGAGUCCUUUCGAGAGAGGUUCAUCUGCUGGUAGGGUUCUUCCUGGAAGGGUUGGAACGUAUAUAGAAUUCAAGAAUAUGAAGAAAAAUGCAACUGUAUAGCAGUGCCGAGUGCACACAAACGCAUACACGUUGAGACAAUUAUCGAGAAUGUGACGUUUUGUAAGAAAUAUCUUGUAUCGUUUCGAUGUAAAAUAUAUUAACAAAUAAAGAAACGAAAAAUUGAGGGAAAAAAUACAGAAAGAGUAUUUGAAGUGAAAAUGAAA